Messenger RNA from Cottoperca gobio, 1218 nucleotides. RefSeq names its product VPS26 endosomal protein sorting factor C (gene vps26c). Gene Ontology annotation, biological process: intracellular protein transport. Lineage: Eukaryota; Metazoa; Chordata; Actinopteri; Perciformes; Bovichtidae. The coding region runs from base 159 to 1052 and encodes 297 amino acids. The record is from RefSeq and is a predicted model, not a curated record. The transcript is spliced from 8 exons.
CAUGGACCGGAAGUCGUUUUGUUGUUUGACGCCGAGCGGAACACAAACCGGGAGAAUAAAAGAUAUAUACUUAUACAUAAAAACACGUUGUUUUUAUUAACAAAAACCAGCCUGGAACGAGUUAUUUUAGAUGUCUGUCUGAUGUGUGAUCGUCAGAGAUGAGUGUCACUUUGGAUAUAAGACUUAAAAGAGCGAACAAAGUUUAUCAUGAAGGGGAGGUGGUGGCCGGUGUCAUCUUGCUGGUGUGUAAGGAGGCGCUGCAGCAUCACGGCAUCUCUCUGAACAUGGAGGGGCUGGUGAACCUGCAGCUGAGCUCCAAGAGCGUCGGAGUCUUUGAGGCUUUCUACAACUCUGUCAAGCCCAUCCAGCUGAUCAGCAGUAACAUCGAGGUGGCCAAGGCAGGAAAGAUCCCGGGAGGCAAGACUGAGAUCCCCUUCGAGUUCCCCCUGAACACGAAAGGGAACAAAGUGCUGUACGAGACGUACCACGGCGUCUUCGUCAACAUCCAGUACACGCUGCGCUGCGACAUGAAGCGCCCCCUGCUGGCCAAAGACCUGAGCAGGAACUGUGAGUUCAUCGUGCACUCGCAGCCUCAGAAAGCGAAAGUUGUCCCGACGCCGGUCAAUUUCACCAUCACUCCCGACACGCUGCAGAACUCCCGCGAGAGGAGUGUACUGCCAAAGUUUCUCGUCAGAGGCAAUUUAGACGCCACCAACUGCGUGAUCAGCCAGCCGCUGACCGGAGAGGUGGUGGUGGAGAACUCCGACGUCCCCAUCAAGAGUAUUGAACUGCAGCUUGUGCGAGUAGAGACGUGUGGUUGUGCUGAAGGGUACGCCAGAGAUGCCACGGAGAUCCAGAACAUCCAGAUAGCUGAAGGCGAUGUUUGCCACGGCCUCCCGAUUCCCAUCUACAUGGUCUUCCCCCGGCUGUUCAUCUGCCCCACACUGGAGACCACCAACUUCAAAGUCGAGUUUGAAGUCAACGUCGUCAUCAUGCUUCAUGACGAUCACCUGAUCACAGAGAACUUCCCCCUGAAGCUGUGCAGAGUCUGAAGUCCUCGUUCACUGAUGCUCCUGAAACAGAUCCUGAAACAGAUCCUGUAAUGAUGCUGAUUACCCGUCAUGAAUGUGUCCAAAAGGGUUGGAUAGAUUGUUAUUUUUUAAAGUUGUAUUUCAGUUUAAUAAAUAUGAAUGAUAUGAAAGUAAAUUAAGUUUAUUC